Symbiodinium sp. CCMP2592 is the source of this 783-nucleotide messenger RNA. The record is from the annotation of a GenBank genome assembly. Lineage: Eukaryota; Dinophyceae; Suessiales; Symbiodiniaceae.
AUGCGGCCACAUGCAGCCUCUGCAGAGGCUGAGGUGGUGACCGUUGCCGGUGUUGGAUCACUGGUUUCGGAGGAUUCCGCGCGAGAAUCCUUCGACUUCUCCAAUUUUCGCAUUGGGGAGGUGCGAGGAUGGCGGCGCUCCUUUUGCCAGUCCAACUGGGUGAAUGUGGCGUCCGGGGGUGUGUGUCUGGAGAGCAACGAAGUCGCAGCGCUUGCGAUGGUGCCCGCUGCCGCUGACUACGUCAGCCACGUGGCGCUCCUGGACGUGGUACCGUCGGAGCUGCCAGGCUUCUACGAGAGAGAAGCCGGUGACGAGGGCUCCUCUUCUGUCGAGGAGGGACAAAACGCCCUGAUGUGUCGCCGCCUCGGAGAGGCGCCGCAGCAGGUGCCGCUUGUGACGACGAUGCCGAAGCCGACAGGCCGAGCAUGGCCGAGCGACGUGGGUUAUGUGCGUGAGUGGAUGAGCCGAGCGCUCAGGCCAAUGUGGCCGGCACCGCAGGCAGACAUGCCACCCCGCCCAUGUGACUGCGCCGGAACUGCACGGUCGGUUGAAGCGCGCCUGUCUCCGCCGAUCUCCUUGGAGGAGCUGCCCCGAGGACUCGUGCCAGGAUUGCCGCUCUACCCCGCUCCCGGCUACUUACGGGAUUGUGCGCAGGCACACAAGGCAGCCGGGCUUUUGCAGCACUUCUUGGACUCAACUUGCUUGUCGGACCGCAGGACAACCUUGACUGACUACCUCGCGGCAAAUCCCGGCUUGGAUGAAUACAUCCGCUUGCCUUCCUAG